AUGUUGGAAUCACGACUCGCCCAAGCUGAUCUUCUGAAGAAGGUCGUCGACGCAAUCAAGGAUCUGGUCCAAGAUUGCAACUUCGACUGCAAUGACAGUGGUAUUCAGCUGCAGGCCAUGGACAACUCUCAUGUUGCCUUGGUUUCCAUGUUGCUUACUGCUGGAUCCUUCGAGAUGUUCCGCUGCGACCGUAAUAUCUCCCUCGGUGUCAACCUCACAUCCCUGACCAAGGUCCUACGCGCUGCUCAGAGUAACGACGUGCUCACGCUCAAGGCUGAGGAUGCCCCUGACGUGUUGAACAUGCAAUUCGAAAGCCCUGAAAACGACCGCAUCAGCGAGUAUGACCUCAAGCUCAUGGACAUUGACCAGGAGCAUCUGGGCAUCCCCGACACCGAGUAUGCUGCCACAAUUGCAAUGCCUUCUGGCGAGUUUCGUCGCAUCUGUACCGACUUGAUGGCUAUGUCAGAAUCAGUGAUGAUUGAGGCUUCCAAGGACGGUGUCAAGUUCGCAUGCAAUGGCGAUAUUGGUAACGGCUCAGUGACUCUUCGAAGCCAUGAGGAUGUCGAGAAACCCAAACAAAGUGUCACAAUUGAGUUGACCGAGCCUGUCGCCCUUACCUUCUCCCUCAAGUACCUGGUCAACUUCUGCAAGGCUGCUGGCCUUUCCGAUCAGGUCCAGAUCAAGCUCUCUAAUGAAGUGCCCCUCUUGGUGGAGUACAAUCUGGAAGGUCAAAGCCAUCUGCGUUUCUAUCUUGCGCCCAAGAUUGGCGAUGAGGAGUAG
Messenger RNA from Fusarium tjaetaba, 780 nucleotides. RefSeq names its product proliferating cell nuclear antigen. Gene Ontology annotation, cellular component: PCNA complex. The record is from RefSeq and is a predicted model, not a curated record. NCBI's taxonomy places the organism in Eukaryota, Fungi, Ascomycota, Sordariomycetes, Hypocreales, Nectriaceae. Gene Ontology annotation, biological process: regulation of DNA replication; mismatch repair; translesion synthesis. Gene Ontology annotation, molecular function: DNA binding; DNA polymerase processivity factor activity. The transcript has 2 exons. The coding region runs from base 1 to 780 and encodes 259 amino acids.